AUGGACUUUAUAAAUGAGAAGUAUGCUGUGAUUCCAAUAACUUUGAGGGUAAAAUUAUAUCUUUAAGAGAGAGUGAUGAAGAAAUUCAAAAAAAUAUGGCACCAGAAAGUAAUUCAUUCAUUGAAAGAGCUAAAUUUUUGUUGGUAAAUGGUUAAAAUUUCUAAAAAAUGUUUGUUGCAAAAAAUAUUCAUGAAUGUUUGUCGGAUUCUAAAGGGGCAUAAUAAUUACUAGAAAUAAUUGCAAAUUAAUUACAUUCAUUGCAUGAUGAGUCCUUAAUUAAAUAAUACAUAAAAGCUGUGAGUGAAAUAUUCAAUAAAAUCUAAGUAUUAAGAAUUAACAUUGUUAGAUAACUAAUUAAAUGAAAUAGUCUUAUAGUGAUAUUUGCUUCAAUAUUUUUACAAAGCAAUAUCAAUAAUAUGAGAUCAUUAAUUCUUGUGCAGAAAUAUUAAAAUAUUUAGAUGAUUUAGAUAUUUAUAAGGAAGGAUUAUAUCUUGAGACCGAUAAUCAAAUGUAUCAAAUUCUUAAAAUAAUUGAAAUUUAUUAUCACAAAUUUACACCUGAAUUAAAAAAAUAGGCUCACCUUUAAAUUAAGUCAAGUAUGAAACAUAAAGAUGAAAGAGUCCGUAAAAUUAUUUCAGAAAUACUAUUAAGUAAUCAAUAAUUAUUAAAAUCCAUAUUACAUGAAUUUGAUUGGAUUGAUAAAUUUACAACAUUAAUUUAUGAUUAAUCAAAAGAUGUUAGAAUGAGUUCAGCCAAAUUUUUUUUAGCCACUUAUGAACUUAAUGAAGAUAUUCAUAAAUCAAGAUUGCUUCUUCUGUUAGAAAAUAUCAUUAGAUAAUUAGAUUCAUCUUAAUUUGAGUUUUGUCAGUUAAUUUCAUAAUAUGUAUAAUAAAUAAUUAUAUUUAUAUUAGAGUUUAAACUCAGAUAAUUUAUAGACUAUAUUUAUUGAAAAGAUAACUGAAAUUAUUUAUAUAAGUAAUGAGAAUAUGUUCAGAUUUUUAGAAUCAUUACACAAUUAUUAUCAAAUAAUUAAAUAAUUUAAUGAAAAACAUUCAAUUUUAAUAGACGAACUAUUAAUAAAUUCUAUAUAAGUCCUUUCUGAAGAUAUGAGAAAUUAUGAUAUAUUUAAGUGCUUGUCAAAUUUAUUUUCAUGUUUAUCCCAUGAUAUUUAAUUUAAAGUAAUUCAAAAAUUAUUUGUUAAUUUUGAGUUAAAUUAGAUUAUAUUUAUUCCUUAUUUAUCUGAAAUUAUUGUAAAGGCUACAUUGAUAAAUAAAAAUAAAAUUUGGCUAUAAUAACUUUAAUCAAUAUAUGAAACUUUUAAGAAAAAUGUUUUUUUAUAUGAAACAAAAGGAUUAUGGAAUGAAAUAUCAAAUAUGAUAGAUACAAUGAUAAUAAUAUCAAGAUUGUUAUUUUUAUAGAAGGAUUUUUUAUAGUAAUGUUUAAAAAUGAGUCACAUGGGUUCAAAAUUCAUUAGAGAUAAAAUAAUGAAUAUGUUAAUAGAUAAAAUUAUUGAAUUAGACACAUUAGAAAGUAGGGAUUCAAUAAUACAAAAUUAUUUAGGUUUUAUUAAUCAUUAAAAUUACUAAUUAAGAUAAUUAUCGAUAGAAUUUAUAAUUAAAUUAUGUCAAUAAAGAUCGAGAAAGUUUUUUAUAUCAAAUAAUCUUAUUAAUGUUUUAUAAUUAUAGUAUGAUCCUGUUGCAUUAGUUAGAGCAAAGAUUCCAAGAUUGCUAUUUGAAAUAAAGUUAUUAUUUUGGAAUGAUGAAAAGGAAAUCCUCAGCAGAAUUACUUAAAUAUUCUAAAACUUGAUGAAUGAUAAGAAAUUCUACAUAUAAUAAGUACAUGCUUAUAUAAUAAGAUUUCCAAAGACUAUUUGGUCGAAUUAUCAAAUAUUUAAUAUUCAAAUGCUUAGAAAACAAUUGAACAAAACUAAAUAAUGAAUGAAAGAGAGUAAUAAGAAUAUGCAAAUUUAAAAGUAUAUAGAAAUUAUAUUAGGUAAUAAAAUAGCAGUUGUUACUAAAUCCAAAAAAUAUUAAAACUGAUGUAAGUAAAUCAAGAAAUUAAACUCCUACAUCAAGAUUACCACCUCUAAACAAAAGAUAGAAUAAUUUCUUAUAAAUUCCAAAAGGUGUGUAACCUAGAAAAACAUCUGCUUAAAGAACUAUUUAAUCAAAGUCUCCACAACCCUUUAAAUGA
Molecule: messenger RNA, 2193 nt
Organism: Paramecium sonneborni
Lineage: Eukaryota; Ciliophora; Oligohymenophorea; Peniculida; Parameciidae
Source: the annotation of a GenBank genome assembly